Haliaeetus leucocephalus (bald eagle) is the source of this 3291-nucleotide messenger RNA. RefSeq names its product KIAA1147 ortholog (gene DENND11). The record is from RefSeq and is a predicted model, not a curated record. The coding region runs from base 1 to 1248 and encodes 415 amino acids. Gene Ontology annotation, cellular component: cytoplasm. The transcript has 11 exons. NCBI's taxonomy places the organism in Eukaryota, Metazoa, Chordata, Aves, Accipitriformes, Accipitridae.
AUGGGCAUACAUCUGGUGGCUGUGACUUACUUGGCGUUAGACUGCCACGUCGCCUGUACGUUCAUAGAGCAAGGUGGCGUGAGGAACGGCCAGGAGCGCAGAUGGCCUGAGUGGAACAGCGUUAAUACCAUAGCUUAUCCACUGUCAGGCAACAUGGUGGAGUGGUGUUUACCCCAAGAUAUUGAUUUAGAAGGUGUGGAAUUCAAAUCCAUGGCAAGUGGGUCCCACAAAAUCCAGUCAGAUUUCAUUUAUUUCCGGAAGGGGCUCUGUUUUGGCCUGGCCUGCUUUGCCAACAUGCCUGUGGAGAGUGAGUUAGAGCGUGGUGCCCGCAUGAAGUCCGUGGGGAUUCUCUCCCCUUCCUACACCCUGCUGUAUAGGUACAUGCACUUCCUGGAGAACCAGGUCAGACACCAGCUGGAGAUGCCAGGGCACUACUCCCAUCUAGAGGCGUUCUAUGAUGACAAGAAAGGAGUUCUCCCUGAUAGCAAGGGCACCGCCACCUCUCAGCAACCUGUCCACUGGCUGCCAUCCAUCCACAGAUACAUGUACCCAGAGAUGAAGAUCACACACCCUGCUGGCUGUAUGUCUCAGUUCAUCAAAUUCUUCGGUGAGCAGAUCCUUGUCCUCUGGAAGUUUGCCCUGCUGCGCAAGCGCAUAUUGAUAUUUUCACCGCCCCCAGUUGGAGUUGUCUGCUAUAGAGUGUAUUGCUGCUGUUGCCUUGCCAAUGUUUCUCUCCCUGGUCUUGGAGGAACUGUCCCAGAGUCCAAACCGUUCUUCUAUGUGAAUGUGGCAGACAUAGAAAUGCUGGAGACAGAAGUAUCAUAUGUGGCCUGUACAACAGAAAAGAUCUUUGAGGAGAAACGGGAUCUCUAUGACGUGUAUGUGGACAACCAGAAUGUGAAGACGCACCAUGAGCAUCUGCAACCACUCCUGAAAAUUAACAAUGCUGACAAGGAGAAGUACCGACGGCUCAAUGACCAGAGGCAGAUGUUAAUGUAUUCUCAAGAAGUUGGCGAGGAUUGUAGCUCCUGUGAAGAGGACCUUUUCAUCUUGUUUUUCAUGGAGCAGAACAACCGCAUAUUUCAGACGCUGAUGGAGGUGUCAGCCAGCCAGGACAAGACACUGACAGCUGACCACGCACGAGGCAUGGGCCUGGAUCCCCAAGGGGAUCGAAGUUUCCUUAUGGACCUACUGGAAGUGUAUGGCAUUGAUGUUAUGCUAGUCAUUGACAACCCCUGCUGCACUUAAACCAAGGGCAAGAGAGAUGGGGAGCAAAGAUCAUUUUUUAAAGACUACCAGACAUUGCUUAGGAGGAUCACUGGAACUCACCACAGCCACUGGACAGAUCUCAUUUUAUUUAAUAACUUUAUAUGGAGAGUAUUUAUAAUUUUAAAACAAAAUGUGAUUUUAUUUUCUCCCCCUCAUCUUCCCAAUGAGUACCUGCUCCAGGUUUGGGGUUUUUUGUUUGGUUUUGUCUCCCUUUCUCUUUCAUUUGUGUUUUUUUGUCUUGUUUAGAUAGGACCAGUGGCACCUUUGCACCAAUCCUCACUGUUGCCAGUGAUAGCUAGGUUUUGGCCUAGCCUGGAUACCUGAGGGCUGAAGACUUCAGGAAAGCACUUUGUCUGAUGGGGACCAAUGUGAAAUGCUGUAGCUGAGCCCUCAAGACUUGACUGGAAAAACCCUCCUAUUAUCCCCUCUUCCACUUGGGGACUGAAGAGAGCUUCAGCACAGGCUGUUAGUGGCCCAGUCUCAUAAAACAUCUGUCCUACCAUGUUUAUUGGUGGGGACAGUUAAACCAAUGAUAAAAAACCAGGACUCCUUUAAACACCCCUCACCCAAUUUUAGGAGCUGAGUUGGAAUAAAGCCACCCUUCCUCAUCAAUGGCAGAAACAAGUUUGGGACAAGGGGGUGCUACAGAAUCUUAAUACUUUGCUUACCAGAGCAGCAUGGUUUCACUUCCAGCAUUUGAGGUGGCAUAAACUGGCAAAGACUACUUAUCUCAUAGCUGGAGAAGAGCACCAUCUCUACUUAAUCCCUCCUACCACUUCCUCUGGCUUUCAGUUGCAUCACACCUGCUGCUUUGGUUUAAAAAUCUUCAAACCAGCAAGAUGGUCUCCCAUUUAACAGGGACCAACAUCACUGAGCCACCUUGCAGUCACCAUGUUCUCCAGCCUCAGCUCAGAUGGUGCUGGACCAGAUUGGGUUGAAUAAGUACGCUUUAAUGUCACUAGGCCUUCCUUUGUAGCAGAUGGUACUUGUCACUCCUUUGCUUUAACAAUGUCUGCUGAUCCUCCUUUUGUCACACAGCCUUCAGCACUGUCUGCUGCUGUCCUUGGCUUUCAGUGUGAGACAGAGCAGUAUGGGACCUUCUGGCUGGAAUGACUUCGCAGUUUGCAGGAGGUUCCCUUGGAGUUUGGUGUUCUUAACUGGCACAGCUGCUAGAAGCAAUGUCUAACAGCAAGCCUUUUUUUCCUGGGCAGAGAAGCUGUAGAACCAGAUGAACAGUGUCUUAUUCUUGUGCUGUGGAAAGAACAGGAUUCAGUUUAUGCAGGACCAGUGGCUACCUCCAGGAAGGCUAUCCCAGUAAAGAGUAAUCCGUUCACCAUGUGAAAUCAAAGAAUGGUGCUGUAGGUUCUAGGUGUGACUGCUUUGCCCCAAAUCCUUCAGCCAGUAGUAGCAUCAGCUUUAAGCUAACUGUUCUUCCUGAACUGUGGCUAUAGCUAAUUAGCUGCUGCUUCUACCGUAAUAGACUUUAGCACCCUUGGAGCCUUUCUGCAGUUUGUAGAAAUGCAAACUGUAGCUGAUGUAUCCAUUUAUCCUAGCAUUUUAUAGGAUGAGGCAGAGCCUGAACCACCGAAGUCUCACCCACUAAUUCUUUUUAAAACAGGUGAUGCAAAUGUGCUCCAAGUAGAUCCUCUGUGGAUUGUCUCCAUCUGGAAGGAAGCAAGCUGGCAUGUCCUGUUUCUCCUUGAAGGCUAUGUAGUUUUGCUUGCUGUGGUUUCAGAGGUUUUAGUGAGGUGUGGGGAUCAGGGGCCUCACAAGGCUUAUUGCACAGUUCAUUAGUACAGGCUUCAGCAUAUUAUGUUCCUGUGAUCUGCUUCUCUCUGAGCAGCCACUCCCCUGCCUGCUUUUUCAGGGCUUUGAAUGUUUUUGUACAGCAGAAAACAUGCUGCUGCUUGUAUUACCAGUUGCUCACAACUGUAAUGUAAUCAUCCUUAGAAGGCUGGGGAAAAAAAUGGGGAAAGAGGAAAAAACAGAGCUGAAUAUCAUUUAAUGGGAAGAAAAGGCUUU